This is a messenger RNA of Pochonia chlamydosporia 170, 1458 nucleotides long. RefSeq names its product amidohydrolase. NCBI's taxonomy places the organism in Eukaryota, Fungi, Ascomycota, Sordariomycetes, Hypocreales, Clavicipitaceae. The record is from RefSeq and is a predicted model, not a curated record. The transcript has a single exon. Bases 1 to 1458 code for a protein of 485 amino acids. Gene Ontology annotation, molecular function: hydrolase activity, acting on carbon-nitrogen (but not peptide) bonds.
AUGACGAGACGACUGAUUCCCAACUACGAACCCGCCCAGUCAAUUGACGACUCUGAACCGUUAUCCGGGCGCAUCUACUCCACGGGUUUCGGCAUUAACGUCCGCACUAGCAGAACACUGCCCCAAGACGAUGAUGUUGAAGACGCGGUAAAGAAGGUCUUUUAUACCAUUGUCACCACGAAGCUUCUCAUUCCAGGCGACGGCGAGCCAGUCAAAGAUGCCGCCCUGGUGGUCAAGAACAAAGUAAUCGAAUGGGUUGGCCGACAGGAGGACCUACCAAGCGAGUACACCACCAAUCCUCACAAGGUGCACGAUGUGCCUUAUUUGAUGCCCGGCCUUUGGGAUUGCCACGUGCAUUUCAGCGGAAUUAACGACCAAAGGGCCGCCGAAGAGGGUUCGGUGGCCCUCGCCUUCCUUGCAGAUCACCCAGCCACGUCUGGAGCGCGUCUUGCUCGAGGAUGCUGGGAUGCAAUUCAGAGAGGAUACACGUCCAUGAGAGAUCUUGCCGGAUUUGGCUGCGAAGUUUCCAAGGCAAUUGAAGAUGGUGUUCUUGUAGGCCCCAACAUCUACAGUGCCGGAGCUUGCUUGAGCCAGUUGGCUGGCCACGGCGAUCUUUUUGCUUUGCCAGCUGGGGACGUACUCCUCAACAUGGGCGUCGGAUCCAUCAAAGCAGGCGAGUUCGGAGCUACAAUGAGCUGCAUUGUGGAUGGCGUCGACGAGUGUCGCCGUGGAGUGAGACUGCAAAUCCGCCGUGGGGCACGAUGUAUCAAGGUCAUGGCUUCUGGCGGCGUGCUAUCGCGCGACGAUAACCCUCUCUAUGCCCAAUUUAGCCGGGAAGAGCUUGAUGCCAUUAUAUCCGAAGCAAAGAGGAUGGAGAGAACUGUCGCUGCCCACGUUCACGGAAAGCCAGGCAUCAUCCAAGCCGUAGAAGCAGGUGUAACUUCUGUUGAGCACGUGUCAUACGCUGAUCAGGAGUGUGUGGAUUUGAUCAAGGAAAAGGGGACGAUUUUUGUGGCUACAAGGACUAUUGUCAACUUGAUUCUGGAUAGCAAGGGCGAGGGCAUCCCCAAGAAGAGUUACGAAAAGGCUAAGAAGGUGGGAGCGCACUCCCUCGAGGGCUACAAGAAGGCCAUCAAGGCUGGUUGUACGUUUGCGCUUGGGACUGACACAGAACCUGGAUUCAACAUGGCGAUUGAACUACAAUAUGCGGUGGAAGCGGGCAUGUCCAACCUGGAAGCUAUUAAAGCGGCGACUGCUAAUGGGCCGUUGACGGUGGCUGGGCAAGUUCCUCUCACCGGACAGUUGAAGGUCGGUUAUGAGGCUGACAUGAUUGGGGUGUGCGAGAAUCCGGUUGAGGAUGUCAAGGUGCUACAGAAGAAGAGUAAUAUCGGAUGGGUUUGGAAAGGUGGGAAGCUGUUCAAAGGCCCUGGCAUUGGUCCUUGGGGAGAAGAGUUGUAA